Leishmania braziliensis MHOM/BR/75/M2904 is the source of this 1959-nucleotide messenger RNA. RefSeq lists its product as hypothetical. Lineage: Eukaryota; Euglenozoa; Kinetoplastea; Trypanosomatida; Trypanosomatidae. The transcript has a single exon. The record is from RefSeq and is a predicted model, not a curated record. Bases 1 to 1959 code for a protein of 652 amino acids.
AUGUCGCUCGGCGGCUUUGGUACAGGGGCGAACGCUGGUGGUUUCGGAGCGAAACCUGCAAUGGCGACUGGCUUUGCCGCGACUCCAUCGACAGGAGCAGGAACUGGCACACCGGGUCCUGUGAACGGUGGCCAUCGCUUCGGAGGCUUUGGCACCAGUGCCGCAGCGGCUGGCGGCUUUGGGGCCCCGCUUUCUGCCCCUGGCGGCUUCGGAGCACCAGCGGCAACGGGCUUCGGUGCAAAGCCCGGCUUCGGCACUGCGCCUGCUACUGGAGGCUUUGGUGCUGGCGGAGGGUUUGGCAUCGGUGCGACGACAGGAGGCACUGGUGGCUUUGGUUCGACGGCAACCUCUAGCCUCGGUGUCGGCCGCGGUGGUGGCUUUGGCAUGGCAGGCGGGUUCGGGAGUACGACCGCUCCUGCUGCACCGACGGCUCAGCAGUACCCAUAUCAGGGUAUCAAGGGUCCCGGUAAUGCCACCAGCUGGGCACGCGACAUUGACUUUUCUCAGGUGACGGAGCAGGUCCGAUUUGAGGCUCUACCGCAGCCGCUGCAGCAGCACCUGAUGGAGCUGCGCAGUUUCAUGCACGCGGAGCGAGACGCGGCGAAGAAGGUGUAUCUGUACUUCAACGAGUCUGAUGAUGCCGACUCGGCUGCUGGUGCGAUCGCCACCAGCGCUACCGGGAGCUCUUCUCCUACGGCGUCUUCCUCCAGCUAUCGUCAACUCCUUGCCCAGAUGGCAGCACUGAAGGGUGGCGGCAAUCGUGCCGUCGAUCUUGUCGCGGUGCACUGCAACCAGCAUGAAGGGCAAACGCGUCGUCAGCUACAGCGUCUUGAGAAGUUGGAGGCCAACAUCCGCGACUACGAGCGACACGUGUGGGAACCGUUGCUGGAGCAAGGGCUGCCAUCGUCACUCGCCGGCAGUGGAAUGAAUGCCUGCGGUGGGGCGUAUCGUCCCGCCGUGAGCAACGGUGCCGCCUCUCCUUUUGUGGCCUUGGUCGAGGAGUUGAGCCAUCGCAUGGAUCACGUCAGCAGCGCUCUCACUGAGCUGGAGGCAACGCUGGUACCGCCAGGUCGUUCGUUGCGCGGCGCUGGCGUGGGUGGUUGUCGCGGUCACCACAACGGCAGGGCCAUCUCGAACGACGCGAUUGCGCAGAUUAACGCCGCCCUGGUGUACGAGCUGAAUCAGCUACGAGACUCCUCUUCUGUGGCUGCUCACCUGCACAGUCGCACCGACAUCGCCCGCGAACUCUUCACGCGCCAGUACGGACAGGCGGAGGCGGACGUGCUCUUUGCCGAUACCGAGCAGCAGCGCAAUGGCAUGACUCUGUUCCGUCGGGCAUCGCCAUCGACGUACUUCGACAUUCCUCCGCUCCCACAGCAGUCGCAGUCGCCUGCCGCGGCAUCGGCUGCAACCACCACUAUGGGCAUCACUGCUCCGGCCACCGGAUUUGGGGCAGGCACCACUUCUGCGCUGGGCGGAGGUAUCGGUGCGACUUCCGGUGGUGGUGCCUUCGGAGCAGCCCCCGCCGCCGGUGCAGCUGGGGCGGCGACGACUGGAGGAUUCAGCGCCCCUGCAACGGCUGCGGCAGCACCAGCAGGAGGCGGUGUCGUAGGUGGGUUUGGCUUUGGUGCGACUGCACCGGCCGCUACUGGCUUCGGCGCUGCAGCGGGCGGAACGACGUCGACCCCAGCGGCAGGUCUGGCCACAGCCGUUGGCGGUUUUGGGGCAGCACCGACGGCUGGGGGCUUUGGGGCUGCUUUGGCUUCUGCCACUGCUGCGCCAGCUGCUACUGGGGCUCCACCCUUCGCGCCAUCCUUGGGCCCUGCGGCCCCUGGCUCUGCGCCAACUGUCUUCAACUUGGGUGGUGGUGCUGCAGCUACAGGCACUGGCUUUGGGAUGGCACCGGGUAAGUCUGGAAUUGGAGGCGGUGACGAUCGCCCAUCUCGGCGGGCUCGCUAA